Hyalella azteca is the source of this 6303-nucleotide messenger RNA. RefSeq lists its product as uncharacterized. The record is from RefSeq and is a predicted model, not a curated record. Lineage: Eukaryota; Metazoa; Arthropoda; Malacostraca; Amphipoda; Hyalellidae. Gene Ontology annotation, cellular component: cytoplasm; nucleus. The transcript is spliced from 3 exons. Gene Ontology annotation, biological process: regulation of RNA splicing. The coding region runs from base 98 to 5743 and encodes 1881 amino acids.
GACAGAAGAAAAAAUCUUUAUCUAUAUUUAAUUUUAUUCUAUUAAUUACGUGGCAUAAACAGAGGUUUUGCGUUGAACAAAGUAUUUGUAAUUCAAAAUGGAUGUGUAUGUUCCACAAGCUGUUGUCAAGAGCGUGUGUGGCACGAUCGAGGACGGCAGAGCGUACGAACGAGAGCGGUCGCAAGCAACCCAACCUCGCCAAUCAGUGGUGCCUAGACCAACCGCAGACUCUAGCGUGUUUCCUCGCGCUCCCCGACACGAUGCUUUUCCACCCGCGUCAUUUUCAGAGUUCGACGCGACCAAAAUGCAACACGGUGACUAUGCUGGUCGUAUGAGGCCUGAAUUUCAACACGAGACCGGCUAUGCUACGAAUCCUGAUACCAGAGACCAUCUUGGACACGCGUUCUAUGUUUCUGGGUCUCCGUUAGUUCAUCAAUACCGUACCGACCAAGUUGGUGAUUUUUCCUAUGAAAAAGAGUCAAGCCCAAGUCAGAAAACAACACUGACGAGAGAUUUCAAUGGAUCAGAAAUGGAAAACAAUUCUCAAUACUCAUUACGGAGUGACGGCAAAGAAUUAAAGAAGCACAAGCUACACUUUCCCUUUGGAGGUUGCUGCAUAAAGAAAAACCGAGCUUCUGAAUUCAAGAAUAAUGCAUCGUCGUGUACUACUCUCGAGGUCUCGACUGUUAUCGACACCUCCACGCCUGGCCCUUCAGGUAAGGCUCCGUUUCAGUUCCCUGAAGCGGAACAUCGUUCUGCUGAGCGAGGCAGUUUUGCCAAUGCAAAUUUCCAGGCCAGUAAAAAACAGUUGCAGCUUACUAAGAACACGAGUUGGUUCAUGGAAGGAAGCCAACCAAAAAGCCAGAAGGAAAUUUCAAAGAAUGAUCUCGCCCCAUCAGGUUCCGAUCUGUUCAAAUUUCACUUCAGUCGAACUCCAAAGAAAAAAACUUGUGCACACAAGUCGCAAUCAACGGCAAAUACGCCAUGCUCUUGCGCGGAUUGCUACAGCUCAUCAGUUCAUAGUUUGGACGGAAAGCAACUGAUGUGCGAUUCUCAAAACAGUGGUGAAAAUGAGAAAGUGCAUCCAGAAGAUCGAUGCCAUCAUGACAGCAAUCGCAGUCGUUCUAAAUUCCGGUCUCUUUCCUUUGACAAUCUUUUAAGAUCAGGAGAUGCUCGUCGGGACCACGAGUCUACAAUUAACGCCUCAAGUAAAGGACAAACUAAUCAAUGUUAUUUGGAAGAAAAGAGAACUCACCGAAGCACUUCAGUCACCAGUGAUCGCAUGCUCACCAAGCCUGUCCAAUCUGAGGAAGACGUGAGCUCAUCAGAGGAAAAUAAAUCCAUUGGUUGCUUCGGAAAAAGCAAAACUAGUGGGCUAAAAAGGAAGAAAUUAUCCUCAUGCCAAGAUAUUGAUUCUGUGUCGGAUAAGACUGCUAACGUAUCCGGACUCAAACACAACUUGAAAAAUCCAGCGUUUGUACCGGCUUAUUCAAAGAUGAAAAGGGAGCUCAAUGUGAGCGAAGAAGAUGUGUACUCGCGCAGUGGAAUUAAUCUGAGCUCUUCGGAGGUUGAGAAAAACAAGCGAUUUACAUUGCCCUCUAUUCCAAUUUCUCAAAUUUUUAUGAAGACUAAAUCUCACGAGCAUGAUUUGAGUUUCAAAAAGGAGCAUCAAAGCCCUUCUGGUGAUCCUGAAAAUUCGGAUGAUAGUAGUAGAAAGCAUAAAACUAAUUUUUCGACUGCUGAAUCUGGUGACACUGAAUUCGUCGUGACUUCAAAUGUUGGUUCUAAGAAGGAAGAUCGCUUCAACGUAAAAUUACCGAGAAUAAAGGCGAAAAAAAUUAAACUGAGAGAUGAAAUGGCAUACCCCAUAACAACUUCUCAGUAUUCAGACAAUUUUGAUAUGCAGCCUUAUUUAGAUCGUUCGAAAAGACUGGCACAACUGGAAAAGCAAAACGUAAAUAUCAGUGUAGAUGCUUCCAUGGCCGAUAACGAUCCCAACCUCCAUUUUGGAGGAGAGAAACAUCAAGUUCCCGAAAGAGAGAAACUAGGAGCUCUGAAAAUUAAUUUACCAAGAACGCAUGCAUCAUUGCAAACAACAGCGCUCGCAUCACAUAAUAUCAGCGACUCUGUUGAUGCCUGCUCCGCAGAUGUUAAUUUCUCCGACAUAUGUGGCGGAAUUGACUUGACAUGCCGAUCCGACUUAGAUGGAACAAAUGAACACUCGAGCUUCAAUACUGCGGAUCGAAACAUACAGAGAAUGCGUAGUGAUGAGCUAAUUAUCAAAUCUGAAGGUUAUUCACCGAAACAAUAUGACACUGACUUGGAUUUGAAGUCAGAUGAAAGGGCAAACAACAAAGAGAGUUUCAAUUUGAAAAUCUCCAACUUCAAAGUACCUAGCUUUGGCUUGAGAACUAAAAACAAAGAAAAAAUUGGCGAUGGAUAUAAUGUUGGAGGUCUGGAUAAGAAUAUGUCAAUGAAAAGUCAACCGCAUACUGUUGAAAUCGAACGUUCCAAAAUUGAGGGAGACUAUGAAAUUCAAACCCCAAAAUUACCAUCCGUCGAGUUGGACGUAAAUGCUCCUAAUUUGUCUAUGGAAGAUCAAAAUUUGAAGCUGAAACUUGAUGCCCCCGAUCUUAAUCCCAAGCUUGAAGACGAUGUAGAUAGCUUCAACAUAAAUAUGCCUAAAUUCAAAAUGCCAAAAUUCAACAUGAAUAUGGGAAAGAAAGGCAAGAUUGGAAGAGAUCUGUCAGAUGUAGACUUGAACGUGCCUGACUUGAGUGCGUCACUCAAGACGGAAAUCCCCACUCUUCCGAGCAUCGACGGAUCAGUCGACUUAGGUGUGCCGGAUAUGAAUUUGGGGGCGAUAUCUGGUGGAAUCGACCUUGAUGGAAAAACACCCGGCAUUGACUUCGAUUUUCCCGAUCUCAACCUGAAAAUGCCAAAAGUUAAACUGCCCAAGUUCGGGGUGAAGGUUGACAAGCCCGAUUUUAAUCUAAAAGGUCCCAAAAUGGGUGGUAUGAGUGUGGAUGUGCCAAACAUUGAUGUUCCAAAGCUCGAUGUUAAUGUUGAAAUUCCAGCUCUUCCAUCUAUCGAGGGUGGCAUCAGUGCCGAAGCAAAUCUUCCAGAAACCGAUAUCAAGCUGAAGACUCCUGAUGCAAAUUUAGAUCUUGAUACUGACUUAGCAGCUGGCGGGAGAGGAAGUUUCAACAUUAAAAUGCCCAAGAUUGGCAUGAAAGGACACAAGAAAGGAAAGUUGGACAUCAAUGCUCCCGAUUUGGAUUUGAAUGGUCCAGACUUAGACAUUUCUCUAAGAGGUCAAGCGCCGCUUGUGCCAGAUUUUGAUGCCAAUUUGAGUGUUGACAUGCCGAGCGUGCCGUCGAUGAAGGAGGCUGUCGAUAUCGACGUAAAUGCUCCAGAUGCUAAUUUCGAUGUCGAUGUGCCGAGUGAUGGUAAGAGUAGUCUUGGAUUGAAAAUGCCCGACAUCAAAAUGCCUAAGUUUGGAAUGAAGUUCGGAAAAACUGAUUUGGAUAUAGGUGCACCAGAUAUUGAGAUCAGAGAACCCAAGAUUGAGGGAAACUUUGAAAUUGAAACCGCCAAAUUACCAUCCGUCGAGUUUGACGUGAAUGCUCCUAAUCUGUCGAUGGAAGAUCCAAAUUUGAAGCUGAAACUUGAUGCCCCUGAUCUUGAUCCCAAGCUGGGAGCCGACGUUAAUGGCUUCAACGUAAAUAUGCCUAAAAUCAAAAUGCCCAAAUUCAACAUGAAUAUGGGAAAGAAAGGUAAGAUUGGAGGAAAUCUGCGAGAUAUAGACUUGAACGUGCCUGACUUGAGUGCGUCUCUCCUGACGGAAAUCACCACUCUCCCGAGCAUCGGCGGAUCAGCCGACUUAGGUUCGCCGGAUAUGAACUUGGGGGCGAUAUGUGGUGGAAUCGAUCUUGAUGGAAAAACACCCAGCAAGGUUGACAAGCCCGAUUUCAACCUUGAAGGUCUCAACAUGGAUGGUGUGAGUGUGGAAGUGUCUAACAUUGAUGUUCCAAAGCUCGAUGGUAAUAUAAAAUAUCCCGCUUUUUCAACGAUUGAGGUUGAUGUCAGUGCCGAAGCAAAUCUUCCAGCAACCUAUAUAAAGCUGAAGACUCCUGAUGUCGAUUUAGAUCUUAACACCGACCUAUCUGGAGGAAGUGGAAGUUUCAACAAGAAAAUGCCUGAGUGCAAUAUGCCUAAUGCUCCGGUUCUUUCGUCAAAAUAUCGUUGUCUGGAACUAAACAUUGAAACUCCAGGUGUGGAUCACUGGCAGCAUCACGAAAUGGGGAUUUCCAAUGUCUUAGGAGGACCUCAUGAAUAUCAUGAGUCUAUGGACGAGUCAAGUUUGACUGGUUAUAGCCAGCCUUAUAAAUUUGGACUUUUGAGUAGAGGGCAACCUCCAAGCACCCAAGAACUUUUGCCUUGUCCGAGUCUCAAUUCGAUGACAGUUGAUUCUGAUGGACCGAGAAUCUUUUCAGCUGUCAAGAGCAUUUACCUGGAUGUCGGUAGUGGUCUGCCAAUAUCGGGGGGCAUUGAUGUUGACCCUGAUGCAACUGGAAUCCCUUCACGAGAUGAAUACCGUCGAAGUAAAUUUAACUCUCCAUUAUCGAAAAGAGGCAAAUAUAAUGUGUCGAAGCCCAAAAUUUUUGAAACUGAUGAUCUAGUUUUGAAGAAAUGUACCGCAAGAAGCGUGAGUGGUGAAUAUUUGCCUGGAAGUAGCGUUCAUUCAGUUGAAGAGAGAAAAAUUAAUGCCCCGUUCAAUAUUUAUGAAGCAAAUGCCAAAGAUAUUCAUGAGCCUUUCUCCUCCGAUUUAAAACAUUCGCCCGACGUCCAACGACCGGGAGAUUCGUCUUUGUCUAUGAUUCCAACUUUACAUGGAAGGGCACGAAAUAAUGUAAAUUUUAAAGAACCAACAAAAUAUUCCCGCGAUAGUUCUUCAGAAAGAAUUUUAAGUAUUGAUCUGGAAUCUUCGUCUCAAGGUGCCCUUGUCGCUUCACCGAAAACUACUUCAUCUAUACCUAUACGGAUUAAAACAGAUUCCCGUACUGAAGUUGUCACGAGUGAAGAAACAUCGACCGUUAGAAAACGCGUUGAAACUUUUUCCGAUCUUCCAGGUAAAGAGGAAAGUGACUUUCCCAUGGAUGAUCAAUUUACGGCGCGAACCACCACGAAACCAUCAUACAUUCCUACUAUUGAAGGUAGCAAAGUGACCGUGCGGAGAACGAAAAUGACAAAACAUGACUCGGCGCGGUCCGACUUGACAGAUCCAGAAGCAACAGCCAGCUAUUUUCAUGACGACUCUGACGAAGUAGUUUCUGUUAAAAAAAUAGUUCGGGUUAAAAGAAUACGCAUUACUGAAUCAAGUGACGGACGCAAGGAAUCAACUGAAUAUGUGACAACGUCUGGUGGUAUGGACGACGAUGACGUAAUGAAGUUGUUAGAGAGACAGGGACCAAACGUGACUUCACGCAUUACAACGAAAACCAUAAAAUACACACCUCAAACUCAAGGUUCAGAAAGUUAUGAGUUUGACCCUCGCGAUGGUGAGAUCCUCAGUGAGACUCACCAAGUCAUCAGAGGCCCGUUGAGUCUCACAGACCUGCUGAAGGACGACGCGAGACUCGCAGAAAGCUCCUCGGUCACGACCCGAGUGGUCACCGAGAGAAAGUACCUUACGGAAGAGGUCACCGAGUCUACAGAAGUCGACAACCAAGAUCAAAAUUAAUGCUUUCAAAAUUAAUUAACUUUAGUUAGUAGUUUAUUUUAGUGAUUGAUGGAAUAUUGUGAUGAGAUCCUCUAAAAAAAAUCCCUCAACGAUGGUCAAGCUAUUUACGUGUUAACGAACCGACUAAGAAACGCAUCUCAAUGAAGAUCAUGAAGCUAACAUUUCAGUAGCAAAGCUCACCUCCCUCUACACGCAAACACUUGCUAAUAGUCAGCAAAUUACAAGCUUUCAAGUUCAACCAACGCUGAAACUUCUGAACCCAAUUCAAGGCUGAUGGUUGACCUAUGUUGAAGUUGAUCCCAGUCCCCAAUAGAACAUAUGGUUCUAUUUGCAGUUUGAUAGUACUAUCCCAUCAGUGGUAGAGCUGCUGCUCAUGCCCAACUCUGGUCAAGGCUAUGAAAUUUGAGGAGAGUAGCCUCAUGGUUUGGGCUGAGAGUAGCUGCUGUUGAAGGAGAAGUUGUGGAGCAUACUGCAACUCCUCAGCAAACUUCAACUCAAGUAACUGCUGUUGAAGGAGAAGUUGUGGAGCAUACUGCAACUCCUCAGCAAACUUCAACUCA